Molecule: messenger RNA, 4519 nt
Organism: Sebastes umbrosus (honeycomb rockfish)
Lineage: Eukaryota; Metazoa; Chordata; Actinopteri; Perciformes; Sebastidae
Gene: clcn1b
Product: chloride channel, voltage-sensitive 1b
Exons: 23
Coding region: 995-3949 (984 amino acids)
Biological process (GO): transmembrane transport; chloride transport
Cellular component (GO): membrane
Molecular function (GO): voltage-gated chloride channel activity
Source: RefSeq, a predicted model, not a curated record
AGGGGGAUCUGUGUGUGUCUGUGUGUCUUUGCGGUUGUCAUAAUGGCCGCCUGUCUCAUCAGCCUGAGAGGAGGAACCAGAGGACGAGUUAGUUUAGAUUAACGUGAGUGGGAUGUUGUCUCAACGGGAUGCUGAGCGGUGGUGGUCUACCCCGAUGGCCUGUGGGCUUUUCAGCUUUUAGCGAAUGAUGUGCGGCACAUAGCUGCCUUCCUGUAUUAGCUCCUCUGGAUAUGUGAACCUGCUGGAGAGGUUAAGCAAUAUGGAGAUCACUUUACCGAGCUCUGCGGAGGGUCCUACAAGCAUUUUGGGGGGUGUAUUUUACAGUGAGACGGCGCAUUCAGGGUGAUUUUUUUCCCCCCUUAAGGAGGACAACCAUAGCAUGUGAGUGUUAUGGGGAUUGCCUUGCAUCAUUGGCUGAUUAGGUGUGAGCUGUCACAGGGGUGUCGUGUGCACUUUUCCUGCUCACGUUGCAGGGGCAGCCCUAUGGGGGGUGCCCAUCCAACCCCCACCACCCCUGUCCAAACAAGAACAGUCCAUCCAAACGCACACACACCUAAUGGCCGGCUGGCAGGGAGGGUGCUGCUAAGGGCAACAAGUUGUGUGUGUGUGUGUGUUAUUAGGUGUCUGCAGUUCUAAUAUAGGAAAGCGCUGCGUCCCUCACCGCCUCAUCAGAUGGCUUUGCUCUGAUUUCUGUCCGUGUGUCUGUCAGGUCUGCAGUGGAGCUGGAUGGCUCGCAGCCUCUGGAUCAUCUGGAGAAGAGCGCGCCCGGGAAGGACGUCAUCUGCGUUUUUUGACCUCCUCUGUGUAACGAGUGUGUUUGAGAAUGAGUUUAUAGGAGAGUGAGAAACUUAAGAAGAUGUUUGUGUGUUUAUUUGACCUGGUGUAAAGUGUGUAUUUAUAAGAGCGAGAGUGUGUGUGUGUAUGGUGUUGCCCACGCCAUUGGAAAUGCUGGGGUGUCCAGCGAGGUUAUUUUUGGAUCAGUGACAGCGUGUCAAUGGCUGCAGAUGCGUCGCAAAGGAAGGCUCUGAGAUACCAACAGACCCUGCUGUACGGUGAGUACAGGGAGCAACUGGGAAGCUUUGCCAGACGGGAGGCUGCCCGUUUGCUGACAGAGAGACAAUGCAAGAGACGGGCAGGGCAAAACACCGCCGGCCGCAGGGGGCACGGCCGGCGGCAUCAGCACCAUCAGCACCCUGCGUCCCUGGAGUCCUAUCACAGCCACGCCUCUUCCACCCAGAAGCCUCGCCCCUACUCCAAAUGCCAAGAUUGUUUCGCUCGUGUGCGGCGGUACAUAGUGACCAAGAUGGGGGAAGACUGGAUAUUCCUGGUUCUUCUGGGGCUGACUAUGGCUCUGGUCAGCUGGAGCAUGGACUACGCCAGCGCCAAGAGCCUGCAAGCCUAUAAGUGGAUGCAUGGGGAGCUUAAGGGCAAUGUGCCACUCCAGUACCUCGCCUGGGUUUCCUAUCCCAUGAUCCUUGUCAUGUUCGCCUCGCUCUUUUGUCACCUGGUUUCCCCGCAGGCCAUCGGUUCUGGUAUUCCUGAGCUGAAAACCAUCCUAAGAGGUGUAGUCCUGAAGGAGUAUUUGACCCUCAAAGCCUUCGUAGCUAAAGUCGUCGGGCUGACUGCUGGCCUGGGCAGUGGGAUGCCAGUGGGCAAAGAGGGUCCUUUCGUCCACAUCGCCAGUAUCUGUGCCGCAGUGCUGAGUCGAUUCAUGUCCAUCUUCUCUGGAGUCUAUGAGAACCCUUAUGGUUACACAGAUAUUCUGACUGUUGGCUGUGCCGUGGGGGUGGGAUGCUGUUUCGGCACUCCACUUGGAGGGGUGUUGUUCAGUAUUGAGGUCACGUCUACCUACUUUGCGGUGAGGAAUUACUGGCGAGGAUAUUUUGCCGCCACAUUCAGCGCCUUCAUAUUCAGGGUGCUCUCUGUCUGGAACAAGGAUGCUGUCACAAUCACAGCUCUCUUCAAAACGAACUUCCGGAUGGAUUUCCCCUUUGACCUGCAGGAGCUGCCUGCAUUUGCAAUAAUAGGGAUCUCGUGUGGCUUCAUGGGGGCGUUCUUCGUCUACCUGAACAGACAGGUGGUUCUCUUCAUGAGGAGACCGACAGCGCUCACACGCUUCCUAACCAAACAUCGGCUGAUCUAUCCAGGUGCAGUGACGCUGAUUAUCGCCACCUUAACAUUUCCACCCGGAUUUGGACAGUUUAUGGCUGGAGAGCUGAUGCCCAGAGAGUGCAUCAACUCCCUGUUUGAUAAUUUCACCUGGACCAAAAUCUCAGACUCUCUUCCGCCCGGCCUGGGUAGCUCCUCUGCGUGGAUUCAUCCUCACGUUAGCGUCUUUGUCAUCCUCCUCCUCUUCUGCGUCAUGAAGUUCUGGAUGUCAGCAGUUUCCACCACGAUGCCCAUCCCCUCGGGCGCCUUUAUGCCAGUGUUCAUAUUAGGAGCUGCUUUCGGCCGCCUCGUAGGGGAGAUCAUGGCCACUCUUUUCCCAAAUGGAAUCCUGUUUGAUGGGAUAGUCUACCGCAUCCUGCCGGGAGGUUACGCCGUCAUUGGUGCGGCAGCGAUGACGGGAGCCGUCACUCACACGGUUUCCACCGCAGUAAUCUGCUUCGAGCUGACCGGUCAAAUCUCGCACAUCCUGCCCAUGAUGGUGGCGGUCAUCCUAGCCAACAUGGUGGCUCAGGGUCUGCAGCCUUCUCUCUACGACUCAAUCAUCCAGGUGAAGAAGCUGCCCUACCUGCCUGAGCUGGCCCUCGGGCACAUCAGCAAGUAUAACAUCUUUGUGGAGGACAUCAUGGUGCGCAGAGUGAAGUUCCUGUCUUCUCAUUCCACCUAUCGGGAACUGAACAAUCUGCUGGAGACCUCAAGUCUGAAAACCAUCCCUCUGGUCGACUCUAGAGAAUCCAUGAUUCUUCUGGGCUCCAUCGAGAGGACGGAGCUUCAAGCCGUCUUUGACUGGUGGCUCUCACCAGAGAGGCGAGUCUUUGAACAAGGUCAGAUCUCGCCAGGCCAGGGCUCCAAAGUCAGCUGGGAGUCCUUCGGCUUCGUAGACGAGGAGGGCGGAGAGGAGAGCGCAGACAUGACUGCUCCGGUACAGGAAGAAUGUAACGGGCCCAUCCCGUCCCCCAGACCUCAGGAGCCCUCCAUCAACCACACAGGCUCAGACAAGCGCAAGCUGCCAUCUGUCAGGGGGGCCCUUCAGAGACUCUUCUCCUCUACGUCUUUGUCGGGCCAGAUUGAAACUCAGGAGACCACGCCUCCUCCGCUGACGGACACCAUGUCCCCAGAGGAGAUCAAAGCCUGGGAAGAGGAAGAGCUGGAUAAACCAAUCGAUAUGGAGCAGAUACGUAUAGACCCCUCCCCGUUUCAGCUGGUGGAAAGGACUUCUCUUCACAAGACCCACACUCUGUUCUCUCUGCUGGGUCUCAGUCAUGCCUAUGUCACCAGUAUUGGAAAGCUGGUCGGUGUCGUAGCACUGAAAGAGUUACAGAAAGCUAUAGAGGGCUCGACUCGCAGCGGGGUGAGGCUUCGUCCCCCUCUGGCCAGCUUCAGAGACGCCAGCAGGAAAGCCAAGAAGCAUCAACCUCCCUCAUCCACCCCGUCCUCCCCCACUCGGGACAAAGACCUGUGGGGGGAGGGUAGCAGGAUGGAGGGUGAACCGGUGAGGAAGGAGUCCAAGGAGGAUUCCCAAGAGAAGGCGUCGUCCUCCAGGGACGCUCCCGGUUGUGACACUGAUCCUUUGUCCCCUGGCGGCGUGGGGAGCACCAGCAGCAGCUCUGCCCCCACGGGAGGAGCUGACGGUGCUACACAGGAGCCAACGUCCCCUUCUACCUCGUCCCCUACCUCACCUUCACCUCCUGCCUCCCCUGUGUCACCCACCAGCCCCGUCCACACACUAUCCUCCCUGCAGGAGGAGGACCGGGAGAGCGAGGAGUCAGAUGAGCCCAUAUAGACUGGGCUUAAGAGAAGAGACUUUUACCUUCCUUUGAUUUCACUCCUUUCCCCCCAGAGACAGAGCUGCUGUCUGGGUGGAGGAGUCAGGCUCACCUGUAGCCUUAUAAACUAUACUAUAGACAUUCAGCUCUCAGCGAGCAGGACAAGCUAGUGCAUACAAAGCUCCUGGAACUCUUUUUUCUACUCUUACAACAGUCUCACUUUUUCACUCAGGUGCCUUCCUGUGUCUUUUGAACUGCAGACGGACAAACACGCUCAGUCCGACAUAUCAUGAAUGAUCAAUGUCCAUCCAUAUCUUAGAAAUGUUGAAUGCAGCUGCACAUCAUAUAUCGGUGUCUGUUAAUUUCACCUUUGAACAAACAUUAACUGACAGCAAUGAACUGUAUGAUAAUGACAUAUUAUAUUGAUGAAGACUUAAUGAAUUUGACCCAGAGGUCAAAGAGAUCAUGCAUUUAAAGUUUACUGAUUGAGGUUAAUUUUAAAUUAAUCAGAUAUUUGCUGUAUUGUAAAUACUCAAAUCAUUAUUACCAGUCUGUAAUUUUUAAAGAUAAUAAAUAUUAAAAUUGUC